AUGGCACAAGGAACUGCAGUUACUUUCGAUAUCGCCGACGGACGCACCUGCGCGAUCGCGCUACCGCCCGACAAUGGGACUACAAGCCAGUUUGCUGGUGGGAUGACGCUCAUGGGCACCCGUGCCGUCAUCGCUGGUGGAGGCGACGGCAAUGCGAGCGAUUCACUCUUGCCCGCUGGCGCUGUCGUUGCCAACGCAGGCAGGCUCUGGGAUGCGGGACAGACCGUGACUUAUAGUUUCCUCUCUGGUACAACGCAACAGCAGAACAAGGUCAAGGCCGUUAUCCAGAACUGGUACCUCUACGCAAACGUCGUCUUCUCCCCCGUUGCAACGGGAGGAAUGCUCCGAAUUACCUUCGAUCCCAAGGGCGGAUCGUGGAGCUAUAUCGGAAAAGACAGCUUGAAGGUUGACGCAACCAAACCGACUAUAAACUUUGGCUGGGUGGAAGAUACAAAGUCAAUUGAAGCUGAAGAACGGGGCGUGAUUCUCCACGAGUUUGGCCAUGUUCUUGGCACGAGUAGACACCAGAGUCCCGCACGUGGCGGAACCUUGACCCUUGACAAUGAAGCAGUGUACGGCUACUAUACCUACACACAAGGCUGGGAUCGAGCAACAGUCAAGGCUCAGAUUAUCGACGUGUUCAAUGCAGACACAGUUGUCUCGAACUACAGUCGGCUCGAUACGGAGAGCAUCAUGAUGUAUUUCAUGCCAUCGUGGCUUAACCUUCAACGCAUCGAAGUCAAGGCAAACUAUGUCCUGUCCCCGAUCGACAUGGCCUACAUGGUCAUCAACUAUCCGCGACCCAAGCCCCAUGCCGAGGCCUCAAAAUGGACGUUGGAGUAUGCUUUGCGUGUCGCUGAGGUUGAUGAGGCGACGGUUCAAUCAAUUCUCUUCUCUCGAGCCGAUGUUUCCCAAAAUUCGCUUCUUGUUCUCUGCGUAUCAGCUACGUGUGCGACUUGA
Messenger RNA from Mycena indigotica, 960 nucleotides. RefSeq names its product ZnMc domain-containing protein. The transcript is spliced from 7 exons. Gene Ontology annotation, molecular function: zinc ion binding; metalloendopeptidase activity. Gene Ontology annotation, biological process: proteolysis. Bases 1 to 960 code for a protein of 319 amino acids. The record is from RefSeq and is a predicted model, not a curated record. Lineage: Eukaryota; Fungi; Basidiomycota; Agaricomycetes; Agaricales; Mycenaceae.